AUGAAACUCGUCAACUACGCCGCCUGGAUCCCCGCCGAAAGGGCUUCUCUGGAAGUUGCCACUGCUCCGUUCCCUGACAUUGGGGCUGGAGAAGUCAUUAUCAGAAAUCGCGCCGUCGCCGUGAACCCUGUCGACUGGAAGAUACAGACCUCGGGCGGCUUCGAACUCAGAUACCCGUACAUCCUCGGCGACGAUGUGGCAGGGGAGGUGAUCGAAGUCGGCAAGGACGUCAAACACCUCAGGAAGGGCGACCGCAUCAUCGCCCACGCUCUCGGGUUGGGCAACGGGAGUGCCUACGGCGGGUUCCAGCUGUACCCGAGGCUCAAGACGGCGGUGGUGGCCAAGAUCCCAGACAGUCUCGACUUCAGACACGCAGUGGUCCUGCCGCUGAGCAUUUCCACUGCGGCCGCGGGACUAUACUUAAAGUCUGGUCUCGGAUUGACGUAUCCGGUUCUGAAAAAGGCUACAGCUACGACUACAACUGCGACUGCUGGUAGGACUAAGACUAGUUCUCACGCCGCCAUGUCCGUGUCAUCGCUUUCACUAGACCAUCAAUCUCCUUUGCCCACGACUGAGGAGAAAGGAACGACACCGGUCCUUCUUCUUUGGGGAGGGUCUUCAUCCGUCGGAUCGUCCGUGAUCCAGCUCGCCGUGGCGUCGGGAUAUAGCGUCGUCGCGACAGCGUCUCCCGCGAACUACGCUUAUGUCAAAGCACUCGGGGCUACUUUGGUCCUGGACUACCAUAACCCCGACAUUGUGGCGAUCUUGGCUUCAUUACUCGAGUCGCAUUCCGUCGUGGGGGCGUACGACGCCAUCGGGUCGCCAACAACAGUCGGGCAGUGUGCUACUGUCUUGGGUUCGUUGCGGGGAGGAAGGAUAGUCAGUGUUGGCGCGGCGCCAGACGAUCUCCCGUCCAAGGUCGAGGUGAGCAGGAUCUCAAGUGGUAACAUCACUACUGAGGAGGACGGCCUAGUGGCCAGGAAGGUUUGGCAAGAGUAUGUCUCUGGAGCGCUGGAGGAGGGCACUCUCAAGCCUGCACCGGAAGAACUGGUCGUCGGGAAUGGACUGUACUAUGUACAAGGUGGGCUCGACCGGCAGAAACAGGGUGUCAGUGCGAGAAAAGUCGUCAUUACGCUAUAG
This is a messenger RNA of Exophiala spinifera, 1140 nucleotides long. RefSeq lists its product as uncharacterized. Bases 1 to 1140 code for a protein of 379 amino acids. The record is from RefSeq and is a predicted model, not a curated record. Lineage: Eukaryota; Fungi; Ascomycota; Eurotiomycetes; Chaetothyriales; Herpotrichiellaceae. The transcript has a single exon. Gene Ontology annotation, molecular function: oxidoreductase activity, acting on NAD(P)H.